This is a messenger RNA of Tricharina praecox, 2018 nucleotides long. RefSeq lists its product as uncharacterized. Lineage: Eukaryota; Fungi; Ascomycota; Pezizomycetes; Pezizales; Pyronemataceae. The transcript has 2 exons. The record is from RefSeq and is a predicted model, not a curated record. Gene Ontology annotation, biological process: ubiquitin-dependent protein catabolic process; establishment or maintenance of cell polarity. Gene Ontology annotation, cellular component: MUB1-RAD6-UBR2 ubiquitin ligase complex. Bases 144 to 1901 code for a protein of 585 amino acids.
CGAAUCCAUUUCCUUCUUUCGCUCCCUUGGGUUGUCUCUUGUAACCUUGCUCGUUUCUUGCUUGCUUCAUCCGUGUUAAAUCACUCGACUCCUUUAUCACCUCCUCGAGUCCUCGCAGAUCGGUUACCGUUCCCUUCGAGAUCAUGCGGGAAGUCAACUUUAGUAUUCCUUCCGCCAACAAGGCUUCCGUCGGAAUCACCACUGCCCUUUAUGACCGCCGAGCUUUGGAUUGCACUUCGACCCUGCCUCUAAUAAAUUCACUCAACCAUUUGGCUUAUUUAACCACCUCGUCGGCUCGCAUUCGAGACAUCCUCACCAUCGAUGGCGGAAUAGAACGACUGGUGGUCAUAUUGAAGGAAGGCCGGAGCAAGGACCUGAUGAGCAUGUGGAAAUGGAAUUUGGCAUUUCAGUGCGUCGUCAACAUUGGGGUUCGAGGCUCGGAGAAAGUCCGGACGAGGGUGGUCGAGGCGGAUAUGGUUCCUGUGAUCGCGACCAUACUCGACAACUACAUCCGAGUCGUCGACCGAGUUACCAAACGGAGCGCCGCAGCUGCCCAGGGCUCACGCGCUAGAGAGAAUCGGGGGUCGUCGUCGUCAUCGUCCUUUACUGUACGUCGUCCGGGAGCUGCUCAGUCCGAGAUCCCGCCGCAGGUGGACAUUGUGGUGCAACAGCGAGGUACGAGUCAGGUUCGCUACCCGCAGGCAACGAACGCACGGCACCACCACCACACCCACACCCACACCCACCAUCAACAGGAUAACCGACCGACGUUUCCAUAUGUUGCGCCGCGCGAGUUCAACGGACUGCAGCCUCUACCGACGAUGGACACCACCUUGGCCAACGAAUUCGGGCUUCAGCCGGUUCGCGACGCUGACCGGUUACCCUCGAUGCUGUCUGUAGGAGGUGCAUCUCAGCCCGUGUCGCCGACCACACCGGGACCCACCACUACCGCGAACGUCACACCCUUGUACAACGACAGAGUUGUGCCCCGGGCGGGACGGCCCUCGGUUCGUCGCCAGCGAUCGAUCUCGGGCGAGUCUGAUGAGGCCGGUGCGGACGAGAUGGGGAACCAGGCACCGGUUGGGAAUGGGAAUGAGCCGAUUGUGGAUAUCCAGAGCGAUAUGGACAUGGACAUGGGAGGAGAUGCUAUGCUGGAGUCGGUCGACGAGCCCAUGACGCUUGCCCUUCCCGGAACGGAUUCCCAGGACGAGGGGGAGACGUUCAACAUUACUCACCGGUCUCCGGUUGAUGGUAGCAUCAUCAAUCCGACAGGUCCGGUGAAUACCGCGCUCGGAGGACCCGCAGUGAACCAGCCGCUCUCGAUCGCCGGAUCCCUACAGAUGGUUUCCCGAUACACUAUGGACGCCGGUUCAACGUCGGCACCGACCCUUCCCUCGUCGAUGCCACGCGAGGAGGAUGUUCUCAUGUCAUUGCAGCUGUUGGCCUACGUCUCGAAAUACUGCAAUCUGCGGUCCUACUUUCAGCAGUCACACCUGGUACCACGCCUCAUGAUUGAGAAAGAACUGCACCUGCUGGACGAGGAAACCGGACGACGCCGCCCGCCGCCCGUCAGGAGGGAGGAUGAGAUGGAAGAGUACCUGUUGCCCGACGACUUCAACGUCUUCCCUCUGGUCGAGAAGUUCACUGUCCGACACCACCCCUCGGACAUGCAAUACUGGGCCGGUGUCGUCAUGAGGAAUCUGUGUCGGAAGGAUGACUCGAAGGGCGGAAUUAGGCAGUGCGCCUACUACGAGUGCGGCAAAUGGGAGGAGUUCACACGUCAGUUUGCAAAGUGCCGCCGAUGCAGACGGACCAAAUACUGCAGCAAGGAUUGCCAGAAGAGUGCAUGGGUCUAUCACCGCCAUUGGUGUGUAGCGGCAACCACGGACAAUGGUGCGUAGUGGAAGACACGGGCUUUUUUCAUUUUGGAGGCGCCUCUCUCCUCAGGGAGGUUUUUUAUGCCCUUUUGAUUAUUAUCUCUAUCCCCUUUUUCCUGCUCUUCGUCUACUCUUUGUCUU